CGCGGGAGUGCUUUUCGGCACGGUGUUGUCCAUCACUUGCUAGCUCCACCUUUUCCCACAGAGAGGCUAGAAUUCUAAACACGCUGAAUUUCUACUGCCAGUGACUGUAGCCUCCUUAGUCUCAUUGACUAUAGGGUGAUCUGUUGGACUACAGGCAGUUAGUUGCUGCAUCUGCCCAGCAAUACAUACAGCAAAAGAAUAUACUCGCAGAGGAGUGGGUGCAUGAAAAGAGACAUUAUGAUUAUGUCGACUAUCAGAACAGCAAAACAAGCAUUAAGAGAAGAAAUAAAAAAGAAAGUUGCUACACUCAGUGAGCAGAACAAAGCAAGGCAGUCUUUUUUGGUAACUGAGAAGGUCAUUGCACAUCCUAGCUACCAGAAUGCCCAGCGAAUUGCUGUCUUCCUGAGUAUGCAAGAUGAAGUACAGACUGAGGGAAUCAUUAAGCAUGCUUUUCAGUCUGGUAAACAGUGCUUCAUCCCACGGUACAUGGCAAGGAGCCACCACAUGGAUAUGGUAAAGCUGGCCUCUAUUGAAGAGAUUAAAUCCCUUCCAUUGACUACGUGGAAUAUUCAUCAACCUGCUUUUGAGGAUACCAGGGAAGAGGCUUUGGCAUCAGGGGGACUUGAUCUUGUCCUCAUGCCUGGUCUUGCAUUUGAUAAGAAUGGAAACCGACUAGGCAGAGGAAAGGGAUACUAUGACGUUUAUCUUCAACGAUGCUUACAGCAUCCAAAUGGAAAACCUUACACACUUGCCUUGGCCUUUAAAGAACAGAUUUGUGAUUCUGUCCCUGUGGGAGAGAGUGAUAUACAGAUAGAUGAUGUUUUGCAUGGUGGAGAGUGACCUUUUGCUUGCUUACACACUAGUAUUAGUGUCAUGACCCUCCUGUUCUGUGCCAGUACUUUCCAAUCCUGUGCCAUUCUCACUUACCCAAUCCUGACAAGUAAUUUUACUUGGAGUUGUGUAGAAAUUGAUUUUUAAUUUUAAUUCUCAUAAUUCAUACUGAUUCUGCAUCCAAUGAUGGAUAAGUGCAGUAAAUUUAAAUGUGGACUGAAAUGACUUGCCUGACAAAUUUAAUAACAUCAAGGUUUUGUUUCAAGCUUUUAAACAUUAGCAAUAUUUACAGUUUUUAAUUUAUAAAAAAUUUAACCUGGACUGCUUUAGCUAUUAGGUCAUGUUUAGUCAAUCAGUUUUAAUAAAGAUAUGUUUGCAUUGUA
This is a messenger RNA of Protopterus annectens (West African lungfish), 1214 nucleotides long. It is a transcript of the gene MTHFS, whose product is annotated as methenyltetrahydrofolate synthetase. Gene Ontology annotation, cellular component: mitochondrion. The record is from RefSeq and is a predicted model, not a curated record. Bases 223 to 840 code for a protein of 205 amino acids. Lineage: Eukaryota; Metazoa; Chordata; Ceratodontiformes; Protopteridae. Gene Ontology annotation, molecular function: 5-formyltetrahydrofolate cyclo-ligase activity. The transcript is spliced from 2 exons. Gene Ontology annotation, biological process: tetrahydrofolate interconversion; folic acid-containing compound biosynthetic process.